CCACACACACGCACACCGCAAGGCCGCACUCGUGUGCGCUCAUGGUCACCAUUUGUGCCGCUUUGCAACAUGAGACUUCCACGCCAGGUGCCACCGGUCGAAGCAACGAGAAGGUGACAGUGAUCAGGAUGACGGCUCCGGCUCCUCAGACUUUACAACCGGCGGCGCUCCAGAAGCCCCUGGUUAAGGUGAUCGGCGUGACUCCCAAGCCAGCUUCUGUUCAAACGCGCGGCGUGGAGCCUGAACACCGGUCCGUCACCGUGGAAACCAAAAAGGAGCCCCCACCCACGUUUAGUCAGGAGACACUGGAGAGCGUGAAGAAGUGUAAGAACUUCCUGGUGACGCUGAUGAAGCUGGCGUCCAGCGACUCCAAGUCAGCCAACAUGGCCAACAACGUGCGAGGCCUGGUCAGGAGUCUGCUGGAAGGCAGGAUAGAGGCGGAGGAGUUCACCGAGGCGCUCUAUCGGGAGCUGAAGUCCACGCCGCAGCCGUGCUUGGUGCCGUUCCUCAAGAAAAGUCUCCCAGCAGUGCGCCGCCUCACCGCAGACCCUCAGGUAUUCGUCCAGCAGGCCUGCUCCUCCUCCUCCUCCUCCUCCUCCUCCUCCUCCCUCUGCGGCCCUGCGGUGAAGAAGCCCAAUGUGAACCCAGCUCCAAAUCCAAGAUCCCUCUAUCCGGCGUCAAGUGGCACAGGCGUGUCGACCCAGUUCAGAGCUUUGACCUCCAAGAACUUGAGAGUCUCCUCGACCCCUAAAGUCACCCCAGUCCAGAUUGUACUAGGUGGGCUCUCUAUGAAGCAAGCGUUUGCUCGAGAGCCUCCGUGCGCCACCAAACUUGCUUUCAGGGACCAUUCAGCCUCGUACAAAGAAGAUGACGACAUCAACGACGUGGCGUCCAUGGCGGGCGUCAACCUGCGCGAGGAGAAUGCUCAGAUCCUGACUAGCGCGGUGGGCUCGGUCGUGCAGUCGUGCCAGGAUCAGCUCUUCUUGUCUCCUGGCCCCGUGCUGGGCCGGAUCCUGUGCACGGGACGCCCGCUGGGGGUGAGCCAAGUGGGCCCAGAAGCGGUGGCUCUGGUUUCUCACGCCGCCCAGGAGUAUCUCCGCGGCCUCCUCCAGAAGCUCCGCGUGAUGGCGGAGCACCGCAAGAGGGCGCUUAAGGAUGACCCGUUUCAAGCCAAAGUGAGCGACGUCCGCUCGCAGCUGCAUUUCCUGGAGGAGGUGGACACUUUGAGGAAGAAGAGGAAAGAUGAAGAGGAGCGGGACAAGAUGAUGCGCUUGGCCAGGAGUCGCUCACACACUGAGGAUCCUCUGCAGCAGCAGCUCAAGCAGCGAGCCAAAGAGUUGCAACAAAUGGAAGAAGCUCAGCAGCAGAAACGAGAAGCCAACCUCACUGCUCUGGCGGCCAUCGGCCCCAGGAAGAAGAGACCGAUCAGUAACACCGAAGGCCAGGUGUCGCUGGCGCCCAGGCAGGCGGUCCAUCGCGUGAGCCGCGUGAUGCUUCGUGACCUGCUUGUGUGUAUGGAGCAGGACCAGUUCCUGCGACGCUCUCUCACCUUCUACAAAGCCAUGCUCUGACCUCGUCCAGCCAUUCCAAUCAUUACAACUGGAAUGCAGUGGUGCCCUCUGCCCUUAGAUACGUGUAUGGCAAAUACUCCUUUCAUAAAAAUAAAUAAAAUAAUAAAGCCACCAAGGAUGCCAAGCUGCAACUAUGUUGCUCUUGUUGCGUAUGCCAAAAUAUGGUUAGCCUGUCAAUAGCAUUUUGAGCUAGCACGGUUGUUUAUGCCCAGUGUUUCAUUUUCAGCUUGACGGUAAACUUGAGGACGUGUUUUCUACGUGCCAAACAAUUGCUUAUUGUAUCUCAAAUUUCCACUCUUAAACCAAAGCAAAACAACGACCGAGGAAAGGCUUGUUUGAAUUCUGUUAGUCAGUUUAAAUUUACAUAUUGAAAUGAUGUAUUUUGUGUUUGUCAAAUGACUUUUCAAGUUUUUGUGUUCAGAAAAGAAGACCCCAGACAGGUCUAUAAUUAGCAACAAUCCAACAAUUAGCAACAAUGUUGUGUUGAAGCUCUCUUUAUGUUCUCUAUUUCAUUAAAAAAAAAAAAUGUCCACAAGCAUUUUGCGUCAUGUUGUAAAUAAAA
Messenger RNA from Syngnathus acus (greater pipefish), 2133 nucleotides. RefSeq names its product transcription initiation factor TFIID subunit 4B-like. Gene Ontology annotation, molecular function: RNA polymerase II general transcription initiation factor activity; protein heterodimerization activity; DNA binding. Gene Ontology annotation, cellular component: transcription factor TFIID complex. Gene Ontology annotation, biological process: DNA-templated transcription; transcription initiation at RNA polymerase II promoter. The coding region runs from base 42 to 1571 and encodes 509 amino acids. The record is from RefSeq and is a predicted model, not a curated record. Lineage: Eukaryota; Metazoa; Chordata; Actinopteri; Syngnathiformes; Syngnathidae. The transcript has 12 exons.